AUUUGAUUUGAUGCGUCAUUUUGUAAUGUAACCUUAAUUUACCAUUGAUGGAUUGAUACCCUAGGAAAUAUAUAUAUAUCAUAUAUAUCAGAGUGAUCUAAAGCUUGUAUUUAAAAAAUAAAAAUAGGGGCGAGAUACUCUGUACAAUACUGGUUGUCGUUUCAAGCGAAAAAGAACGAACUUUAUAGUCGUUUCGGUUACGUGCCAAUUACCGUUAUAUAAUUUUCAAAUUGCAUCAUAAUCCUUCGCCGGCCAUUUCUUCCAGAUCUGCUCCGUCUCUCCAAUUUCCCCCAAUUCCAAAAACCCUAAUCUUCCACACACAUAGACAUCACCCAAUUCACCAACACCAGCACUCCUUUCUCUCUCCACACCCAUCUCAAUACCACCGGCAUUGACCACCCCUUAACCCAGUUCGAGUCUCAGUCCAGACGACGGCGUUUCACCAAUGCACCCAAAUUAGGGUUUUGAAGGGAUCCCAAAGCCUCUCAAUUUCUCACAACCAAGCUCAAAGACCGAGACUUUACAAUGCAGGGCUCGUCGUCGAGCUCUGCGGCUCAGCCGGAGGCCAUACUGGAGUGGCUUCAGAAGGAAAUGGGGUACCGACCCUUGGGCCCUUACGGUGGCGCCGCCUCCAGCAAAUCCCAAUUGCCGUCAAUCGACGCCGUGAGGAAGAUUUGCAGGGGGAACAUGAUACCCAUUUGGAACUUCUUGAUCACGCGCGUGAAGUCGGAGAGUACUGUGAAGAAUAUUCGGAGGAAUAUUACGGUGCACGGCGACAGCGGCGGCGCGUUGGUGAAGUUGGGGAAGGAGGAGGGGAGGAGUAAAGGGGGGAGGAGGAAGGAGAAGGCUGGGGAGAGUUCGAGUGCGGCGGAGGUCAGGGAGGCGGCGCUGCAGGAGAGGGUGGCGGCGGAGAAGGAGGUGGAGAAGUUGAGGAAUAUUGUCAAGAGGCAGAGGAAGGAUUUGAAGGCUAGAAUGCUGGAGGUUUCGAGGGCCGAGGCCGAGAGGAAGAGGAUGCUUGAUGAAAGAUCAAAGAAAAGGCAUAAGCAGGUGAUGUUGGACGCGUACUAUCUACAGUGUGAGGAAGCGGAAAAAAUAUUUGCAGAGUAUCAUAAACGUCUCUGUUAUUAUGUUAAUCAAGCCAGGGAUUCUCAAAGGUUAAGUGUGGACUCGUCUCUUGAAUUGGUUAAUAGCUUUAGUUCCAACAGUGAAAAGGAGGCUGUUUAUUCAACACUUAGGGGCAGUAAAGCUGCAGAUGAUGUGCUUCUUAUUGAAACCACUCGGGAAAGAAACAUACGGAAGGCCUGUGAAUCUCUUGCAGCACAUAUGAUUGAAAAGAUUCGCAAUUCCUUUCCUGCGUAUGAAGGAAGUGGUAUUCAUUUAAGUCCUCAGUUAGAAGCAGCCAAGUUAGGAUUUGAAUUUGAUGGGGAAUUACCUGAGGAGGUCAGAGGUGCAAUUCUGAAUGGCCUGAAGAGUCCUCCUCAGUUGCUUCAGGCAAUUACAUCAUACACAUCACGAUUGAAAUCUCUAAUUUCCAGAGAAAUAGAGAAAAUAGAUGUAAGAGCUGAUGCAGAAACUUUAAGGUACAAGUAUGAAAACAACCGAGUUAUAGAUGUUUCUUCUCCUGAUGUGAGUUCACCUUUACACUAUCAACUUUAUGGUAAUGGAAAGAUAGGAGUUGAUGCACCAUCAAGAGGAACUCAGCUUCUUGAAAGACAGAAUAGUCGGGCUAAACCCCAAUGCCAUAGAAGAUCAUACUGUUUAAAUAAAGCCCAUGUUCAGCAAUUUUUGGCUACUGAAGAUGCACUGAACAAAGCUGCAGAAGCUAGGAGUCUGUGUCAAAAUCUUAUAAAGCGUUUGCAUGGAAAUAGUGAUGGAGUUUCUUCAGGCAUAUCACAGAAUGUAGGCAGUCUUAGGCAACUUGAGUUGGAGGUUUGGGCCAAGGAAAGAGAAGUUGCCGGCUUGAGGGCUAGCUUGAAUACGCUAAUGUCUGAAAUACAGCGCCUGAAUAAAUUAUGUGCAGAAAGAAAAGAAGCUGAAGAUUCAUUGAAAAAGAAGUGGAAAAAGAUUGAAGAAUUUGAUUCCCGCAGAUCUGAACUGGAAACCAUAUAUACUGCUCUACUAAAAGUUAACAUGGAUGCUGCCGCCUUCUGGAAUCAGCAGCCAUUAGCUGCAAGGGAGUAUGCAUCAAGCACUAUUAUUCCAGCAUGCACAAUAGUUAUGGAUCUUUCAAAUAAUGCAAAAGAUCUUAUUGAAAAAGAAGUAUCUGCUUUUGAUCAAAGUCCUGAUAAUAGUCUCUACAUGCUUCCAGCAACUCCACAGGCACUAUUGGAGUCAAUGGGUGCAAACGGCUCGACUGGACCUGAAGCUGUUGCUGCUGCAGAAAAGAAUGCAGCUAUAUUAACUGCAAAAGCAGGUGCUAGGGAUCCAUCAGCAAUACCAUCCAUAUGUCGUGUAUCAGCCGCCCUUCAGUAUCCUGGUGGUCUGGAGGGUUCAGAUGCUGCUUUAGCAUCAGUGUUAGAGUCGCUGGAGUUCUGUUUGAAACUUCGUGGUUCUGAGGCUAGCGUGUUGGAGGACUUAGCAAAGGCAAUCAAUUUGGUCCAUACACGACAGGACCUUGUUGAAAGUGGUCAUGUGCUGUUGAACCAUGCCUAUAGAGCUCAACAAGAAUAUGAUAGGAAAACGAGUUUUUGUUUAAAUUUGGCUGCUGAGCAAGAGAGAACUGUCACAGAGAAAUGGUUGCCAGAACUUAAGACUGCAAUUUUGAAUGCUCAGAAGUGCUUGGAAGACUGCAAUUAUGUUAGAGGAUUGCUUGAUGAAUGGUGGGAGCAACCAGCGGCAACUGUUGUUGACUGGGUCCUAGUUGAUGGAUUAAAUGUCGCUGCUUGGCACAAUCAUGUGAAGCAGCUUCUUGCAUUUUAUGAUCAGGAGCACAUGUGAACAUUCUUUGAACACUCAAUGAAGCAAGACGUGUUUUGGACCUCCUCCUGUCUUCCUUUCUCAAUUGUGCCACUUAGCGACACUAUAAAUAACCUUGUAAACCGUAGCCCUGUCUGAAAGUAACAUCUAUACUGUACAGUUAGGAGUGCAACGGAGCCAUACACUGAGAUCACCACAGCCAUCAUUGGACUUGGGGAAGAGGAGGAGGGUAGCCCCGGCGGAAGGAACAGGUCUGGGUCCUCUGGAUCUUAGUUGCUCUGUAGCUUGUAUCAUAACUUUGUAGCUUGGUUUCUAGUGGAUAUUCUCAUGGUGGGUAGUGUUACUGUACUGGUUUCAUUUGUACUUUCAUUUGAAUCAAAGGGCAGCUGCUUGAUGACAGCCACCAUUGUUGAUAGAAAUACUUCAAAUUUUGUCCUUGGUAAAUAUGAACAGAUUUUUUUUCUUUUGCCAAAAUUAAAUA
Molecule: messenger RNA, 3397 nt
Organism: Rosa rugosa (rugosa rose)
Lineage: Eukaryota; Viridiplantae; Streptophyta; Magnoliopsida; Rosales; Rosaceae
Product: AUGMIN subunit 5
Exons: 11
Coding region: 526-2937 (803 amino acids)
Biological process (GO): spindle assembly
Cellular component (GO): spindle microtubule; HAUS complex
Source: RefSeq, a predicted model, not a curated record